UGCUUCACCCAUGUUCAGCAACACCUCUUGACGUGAAAUGUAACACUACUGAAUGAUUUGAUACUAGAGAAUUAAUCAUGUUUUGAUAUCUGUCAAAGUAUAGACAGUUUUCUACCGACUAUUUACGUGAAGACAUCGAGGAAAAACAAUUUGGAUUUCGAUGUUUUUUACUUUGUAAUUUUAUAUCAUAUCAGAAAUGAAGUGGUCGUUCGUUUCCGUUUCCUGUCUUCUUGCAAUAGUAAGAUUUGUGUCUUCUCAGACUUUAUAUUCGAAUUCCAAGAACAACAUAGUUAUGCACUUGCCCAUGGAUGUGAAUAGAGAAGUGCGAAAUGUAUUCUUUCCAGCAUUUGAGAAUCUUAAGAAAGAUCUAAAUCGAGAGUUACAGGUUCAAAAUUCAAGAUGGACGAGCUACAUCAAACAAACUCGAACUUUGGUAGAUGUUUUAGAUCAACAACAACAAACACUACGGACCUCUGUUUCUGAAUUGAGUAAUUUAAGAGUUCAUGAUCAGAGGAGAUUAGAAGCCAUGGUAAAUGCAAAGGAGGAAAUGUUCCAACGACAAUUAGGAAAUGUUUCAAACGCACUUCACAAGGAAAUACAGGAUUUCACAAAUAUCGUUGAGAGAUUGUCUAUUAUUGAUGAAAAGUUCUUAAACCAAAGUGUUACUGAUAGAGAGAUACGUAAAAAAUUGGCAGAUUUGUUCAAUACUCAAAGAAGUUUACUAAACAACACCUCGCAUCUCUUUACGAGAAUGAAAGUAAUAAAUGAUAUGUACUUGGAUAUAGAGCAAAAUUUUACAAGCAAACUCACUUUAACAACAUUUCAAUUAACGCAAUCUUUAGUAGAAGUGAUGGAAAACAAAACUAAAGAAUGUAAAAGAAACAUCAGCACUGGUGUCUUAUCCUCGUUGAGGAACCAAUCGGAAGAAAUGGGAAUGACAAAAGAAAUAAUCUUCGAGAUCAAAGAGGAAAACAGAAAACUCACGGUAGCGAUAGAAGUUCUACAAAACGAAAUCUCUGAACUGAAGAAAAACAAAGUCAUUUCCAAUGAUACGUCCUCCGAACAAGCGUCAUGCCCUCCGGACUGGACAUCAUUCGGACAUUCCUGUUACAUGGCUAUUGAGCAGAAAAAAUCUUGGGACAGUGCAGCUAUGAAAUGCAUUAGAUACGGUUCUAAAUUAGUGGAAAUUGAAACAAAGGAUGAAAACGAUUUUCUUAAAAACACCCUACUGAAGAACAAAGCGUGUGACCAGGGGAUGCUUUCACUGGGCAUUUGAACCACCCCUGGUGUUUCCGGGAGUCCAUAAUUACUGGACUGGUGGAAUUGAUGAUGUAACAGAGGGCAAGUGGUUUUGGGCGGUAUCUGGAAGUCCACUGAAUUUUACAGAUUGGAACACUGGGGAACCAAACAAUGCCCUUAAAAAUGAAGAUUGCUUAGAGUUCAGCAAACAUACAGGUCGCAAAAAAGCUUGGAAUGAUAACCGAUGUGACAAGACGAUGAAAUUUGUUUGUGAAAAAUCUGUCAAAUAAAUAUAAUUGUUUUAUCA
This is a messenger RNA of Ostrea edulis (European flat oyster), 1546 nucleotides long. Its product is annotated as lactose-binding lectin l-2-like. The record is from RefSeq and is a predicted model, not a curated record. The coding region runs from base 197 to 1276 and encodes 359 amino acids. The transcript has 6 exons. Lineage: Eukaryota; Metazoa; Mollusca; Bivalvia; Ostreida; Ostreidae.